Messenger RNA from Scaptodrosophila lebanonensis, 1750 nucleotides. Its product is annotated as fatty acyl-CoA reductase wat-like. Gene Ontology annotation, cellular component: peroxisome. Gene Ontology annotation, biological process: long-chain fatty-acyl-CoA metabolic process. Gene Ontology annotation, molecular function: alcohol-forming very long-chain fatty acyl-CoA reductase (NADP+) activity. The record is from RefSeq and is a predicted model, not a curated record. NCBI's taxonomy places the organism in Eukaryota, Metazoa, Arthropoda, Insecta, Diptera, Drosophilidae. The transcript is spliced from 8 exons. Bases 198 to 1730 code for a protein of 510 amino acids.
AUUAUUUUUUAUGUGAAUUAUUGCGAAAUCGAAAUUGAAAUCGAAGUGGAAGUGCUGCUAGUGCAGAAAGUGUGUGCCCUACAUAGCGAGUAGUUUUGAAACCUACGAAAAUAUUUUAAAAAUCUAAAGAUUAAAAGUGUCUAAGGAUCACAAAAUAGUAAACGAGUUUUGCAUCUGUUCAUUUGAAAAGUAGCAACAUGUAUACGUCAUCCAACGCGGAAGACUUAUCGGCCAUACAGCAAUUGUUUUAUGGAUCCACCAUAUUUGUUACUGGAGGCACUGGAUUUUUGGGAAAAAUUCUGCUCAAUAAGCUCUUUACGUCAUGCCCUGGAAUAAAUACGAUUUAUGUGCUUGUGCGAAAUAAAAAAAAUAAAAAUGUGCAUACUCGAGUGGAGGAAAUAUUUGAAGAUCCGAUAUUCAAUACUUUGAAGAAGACAACUCCCAAAUUUCGAUUUCACAUCCAAGGCAUUGCGGGCGAUUGUCUGCUGCCCGGCCUGGGCUUAUGCCUGGAAGAUCGAAAAAUGUUAAUAGAUAAUGUCAACAUUGUUUUUCACAUGGCAGCCACAGUGCGCUUCGACGAGAAACUGAAGACGGCCAUGAAGAUAAAUGUGAAUGCCGCUCACGACAUUAUGUUGCUCUGCAAAGAAAUGUCAAAUCUGAAGAGUGUGGUCCACGUUUCCACAGCCUAUACGCAGUGCCCGCAGAAAAUAAUUGAGGAGAAAUUUUACCCCCCACCGAGCGAUGCUAAAAAUCUAAUGCUAAUGACAGAAUGUAUACCCGACAAGCUGCUGGAACACAUAACGCCCCACUUGUUGGGUAAAUGGCCCAACACAUAUACGUUUACAAAGGCCGUAGCCGAGGAUGUUGUUAAGAAUAGUGCCACAGAUCUGCCUGUUGGAAUAUUUCGGCCGGGCAUUGUUAUUUCGACCUACCAGGAUCCAGUGUGUGGCUGGAUCGAUAACUUUUACGGACCCACGGGAGCAAUAGCUGGCGCUGGUACUGGCGUGAUACGAACAUUGCGCUGUGAUCCGAAUGCAGUGGCGAAUAUGGUGCCGGUGGAUCUGUGUGUUAAUAGCAUAAUAGCAACAUCUUGGGAUGUACAUCAGAGAUACAAGAGCUUCAAAGAGAACACAGAUGAAACGGCAAAGAAUAUGCCGCCGGUCUAUAACUUUUGCACAGCCAAGGAUAAUCAGCUAACCUGGGGAGAGUUCACAACGAAAACAACAAAGUAUGGACUCAUGUAUCCCACAUUAAAGGCCUUCUGGUAUCUCUGCUAUUCAAACACUCCCAAUAGAGUCCUUCAUAUGCUCUCCAUAGUAUUCCUCCACUAUCUGCCAGCUCUGCUAUUCGACAUGUCCUGCUUGUGUUUUGGGAAGAAGCCGCGACUACUGGCGGCCUAUAAGAAGAUCCAUAAGUUCAUGAACGUGAUUGCUUACUUUUCGAUGCGCGAGUGGGACUUUCAAAUUGAUAAUGUCCAAGGUCUUUGGAAAAGAAUGUCUAGUUUGGACAAACGCAUAUUCUUCUUCGAUAUGAAACAGUUGGACUGGGAACUGUUCCUACAGCAGUACUUCCGAGGCAUACGACAGUACUUGCUAAACGAUCCAUUGGAAACCAUACCUAAGGCACUAGUGAGGUGGAAGAGACUGUACUGGUUGCACCAAUGUGUUAAGUUUGUAAUCUAUGUUAUUGUUGCUCACUUGUUGUGGAUUUGUUUCAAGAGUUAUAAAUAAACAACUGAAAUACCAGCUGA